This is a messenger RNA of Protopterus annectens (West African lungfish), 1446 nucleotides long. RefSeq names its product solute carrier family 25 member 53 (gene SLC25A53). Bases 244 to 1191 code for a protein of 315 amino acids. NCBI's taxonomy places the organism in Eukaryota, Metazoa, Chordata, Ceratodontiformes, Protopteridae. The record is from RefSeq and is a predicted model, not a curated record. The transcript has 2 exons.
CACAAUAAGGGGAAGGCCCAAUGAUCUCACAGGAAAGAGGUCAAACCUUGCUUUGUCUGUAGUAGCAAUCAGUGCUGUUUGAAAAAAAGCAUGUAGAGGAGGAAAUGGUUUAGAUGCGCAUGGAUGCACAGCCGCAGCACUGCCUUUUCAAAUAACCCAACAGCAAUGAAAACCAGUGAAGUCUUAAGCUAAACCAAGAGGCUAAACUAAGCAGGACACAUUAUUAUACAGUAGGGUCUAAGGAUGAGUGAAAAACCCAUCAGUGAAACUGAAGACUCCAGAAAUCAUAGCAGAUUACUGCCUACCAGCCACAAUGAAAACUCUUUGAGCCAAGCAUUACCACACUCUAGUAGCUAUGCCUUUGGUGCAGUAUCUGGGUUCUUAUCUACUAUUGUGACAUUUCCUAUAUACAAGACAAUAUUUCGUCAGCAGAUCCAUACUUCCAAAAUACGUGAAGCAGUAAAUCAACUUCGUCUGGAGGGUUUUGUCAAGUUCUACAGGGGAUUACUGCCUCCACUUCUUUCCAAAACUGUCCAGGGAACUGUUUUAUUUGGCAUUCAUGAUAGUGUAUUUAACUGGAUGUCUUCAGGAAUACCAGAGCGACAUCUGGUGAGAAAUCGUUGCAUAGCAGGCUUUAUUUCAGGAUGUGUUGAGGCUGUACUUCUUGUUCCUUUUGAGCGAGUGCAAAACAUCCUUCAGGACAGCAGGAAAGAUACCAGAUUCCCUAAUAUUCAGAGCAUCUGUAGGGAAUUUAAUUCCUACAGUCUAGAAGAAAGAAUAAGAUCUGGGUAUUAUCGUGGCUUUUUCCCUAUCUUACUCAGAAAUGGGAUGGGUAGUGCUUUGUACUUCACCUUCAAGGAUCCAAUCCAAGGUACCCUUUCUCAGUGGGGCUUGCCUUCUGGUUUCCCUGCUUUUGUGUCUGGAAGUAUGAAUGGUGUUCUGGUCUGUCUCAUUCUUUACCCUCUGAGUGUCCUCAUUGCCAAUAUGCAGUCACAAGUUGGAAGGGAAAUGAAAGGUGUUCGUGACAGCAUUUCAUUCACUUGGGAGUCCCGAGAAAAGAAAGUGACUUUACUUUACAGGGGUGGAUCUCUGAUAAUUCUCAGGUCCUGCCUUACAUGGGGUCUUACCACCGUCAUCUACGAGCUGUUAAAGGGCAACAAAAAUGUUGACAGCAUUAAAUGUAAAGCUUGACAAUUUUUAUAUGCAAUUAACAGACUUUUUUUUGUUAACAGAGACUCAUUUUACAGCAUAAAAGGCACACUUGGGUAUCCUUCUCUGCGUAAAAUUAGACCUCUUUUCCUAAAGACAUAUUUAUUUCACAGAUGACAAAAAAAUGAUACAAUGAUGCUAGAUGAGUCACUCUGUUGCUAUGGUAUCAGAUCUUUAUGUCUCCGAACUUCAACCUCAAAUUAAAAUACUGAAUGCAUGCACCCUGUUAGUAACAGA